This is a messenger RNA of Meira miltonrushii, 1221 nucleotides long. Its product is annotated as Clavaminate synthase-like protein. Lineage: Eukaryota; Fungi; Basidiomycota; Exobasidiomycetes; Exobasidiales; Brachybasidiaceae. Gene Ontology annotation, molecular function: 2-oxoglutarate-dependent dioxygenase activity. The record is from RefSeq and is a predicted model, not a curated record. The transcript has a single exon. Bases 27 to 1130 code for a protein of 367 amino acids.
CUUCGUAGCAACCAUCUCGAACGCAAAUGUCAAUAGAGCAACUCAUUGAUGAUGCAGCAAGACGAUUAGCAAUUGAAUCUAGAUCACUUCUCGGUCUUCCGGAAGAUGAACAAGGGUGCAAAUCAGGCAAAUGGCUACAGAUUCUUCAACAACCCCCAUCUGCCUUGCAAUUCUCACAACAUGUUUCUCGACAUAUACCACUUUUGAUCGAGAAUUGUAUACAGGGCAGGCCUUGCUGGACGAAAUGGAGGGGUACAGACUAUUUGAUAGAUGCCAUGGGGUCACGUAAAGUACAAGUCGCUCUCACACCAAAUGGCAGAGCAGACGACAUUCAUAACCAUAACGGAAAGGAUGUAUUCGCUUUACCGGCUGAGGCUCAAAUGACAUUUCGCGAAUUGUUCAACGCUUUUGAUGAAGCCUCCAAAUCGUCUGAGAAUACCACAAUAGCCUAUCUGCAAUCUCAAAAUUCCAACCUGACAGCAUCGAUAGAAGACGGUAGUGGAGACCUCUCUGUCCUUCUUAAAGAUGUCUUACCGAUAGAAGGUGAUGACAAGAACCCCAGGACGAAAAGCGGUAGCUAUCGAUGGGCAGACGAAGCUCUUGACUGUGAGCCUGAAGCGACGAAUCUAUGGAUAGGCACCGAAAAGAGCAAGACAUCAAUGCAUCGUGAUCACUAUGAGAAUCUGUUCUCAGUUAUUAGAGGUACAAAAAUCUUUACAUUGUAUCCGCCAUGUGAAGCACACUUUCUGUGCGAAGACGAGCCAUUCGAUGUAUUCCAAUGGUCUAAAAGAAAAGACGAUGAUUGGAGCCUUGAACAAUCAGACACCCCUCCGACCCCAUGGAUCCCAAUCGAUCCGACACAGUCAUCUUCUUCUGAGCGGAAUGCGCGCUAUCCACUCUUUUCCAAAGCACUUCCACCGUUGACGAUCGAAGUCAAAGAAGGUCAAACGCUGUAUUUACCUGCAGGUUGGUUCCAUCACGUAGCACAAAAAGGGGAUAAGGAAGGUGUUUGUAUUUGUGUGAAUUGGUGGUAUGAUUCGCAAAUCGCAUUUGGGGAUAGAUGGGCACUAGAAACUUUUGUAAAGGAAGUUGGUCAGAUUUCGCGUGGGAAAGAUCCGACUGAAUCGUAAUCAUUUGUAUCAUAGCUUCAGCAUUGUUUAGCACACUCGCACUUGUACCAAUCAUGUGUAGAAAUAAAGUAUCAUAUUUGCUAAUCGUACA